AGAAAAUAAUAAUAUAUUAAUUGUUCCUAUAUUCGUUAAUGGUGGACUAGUUGCAGCCACAUCAAAUGAGGAUGUGAAUAUUUUGAUAAACUAUCUGAAACAACAUUUUAACAUUACAAAAGGAGAAUUAAAACAAUUUUUGGGAACAGAAAUUGAGCAAAAAUCCGAUAGAUCAUUUGUAAUGCACCAAUGGUUGUAUUGUAAAAUAAUAUUGGAGAAGUUUAAUAUAACUAAAGCAAAUUCAAUUCAAAAACCAGCAGACCCUCAACAUUCAUUAGAUGACAAGAAACAAAUUCCUAACUUAACCAGUAAAGUACCAUAUCGUGAAACCGUUUGAAGCUUUUUAUAUCUCAAUCAGAUAACAAGACCAGACGUAUAACUUUUUCAGUGAAUCUAGUUAGAUACGUCGAAGAUCCAAAAAAACACUGGACAGCAGUAAAACGAAUUUCAAAAUAUUUAAAAGGAACUAUUAAUUUUGGAUUAUUAUUUAGUUCUAGACAAACAUUUUUGUUAAAUGGAUACAAUGAUGCUGACUAUGCAGGUGACUUGGAUACACGAAGGUCAGCAUAAGAGUCAGUAUUUAUAUUAGUAUUUGGAAGUAUAACAUGAAGUUCACGUCAUAAACAAUGUAUUAGACUUGGUACAACUGAUUCAGAGUACAUGACUAUAAGUCAAGCAAUACAAGAAUUAAUUUGGUUAAAAUUGUUUUUAGGUGAAUUACUCGCUUAACCGAGAAUGAUGCAAACAAUUUAUGGAGUGAAAAAUCCAGGGUUUCAUAGAAGAACUAAGCAUAUUGAUAUUCGCUAUUACUAUAUAUAAGAAAAAUUAAAUUACGGAUUGUUUUAUUUGGAGUACAUACCUAGUAAACAGCAGAUUGCGGACAUUAUGAUAAAGGCAAGUCUUCGAACAUGUUUUCAUGAACUUAAGGAGAUAUUAGAGGUUUUAAAUAUUAAUGUAUAAAGUUUUAUUGUUUUAGAGGUGGUAUUGUAAUUAUAAACGACACACUCUGUAUUAUGUAGAUUAUAAGUAAACUAUUCAUAAUGUAGUACAGCAGACGCUAAAUAGACAUUUUUUUUUUUUUAUUUUAGCAUAUUUGCAGUAUCGACCUGGUCAAAGCAGCUAG
This is a messenger RNA of Cinara cedri, 1123 nucleotides long. The record is from the annotation of a GenBank genome assembly. NCBI's taxonomy places the organism in Eukaryota, Metazoa, Arthropoda, Insecta, Hemiptera, Aphididae.